AUGUUAAAUGAUUGUGCUGAGUGGUUGAACAAGAAAUUCUCUAGUUUUGAAUCUCCUAGGAAAAAGGUCCCAUUACUUAGAGGGAGGGUAUACAUAUUUAACCUUUUAGUGAUUUUAUACGGAUAUUUUAAAGUAUAUGGGAAAAAUACCCAUACUUGGUUUAAACUCGGAAUGUUCAUAUCCCUUUUCUCCUCACUUUGCAAUACUUUGAUAACAGCAUUUUAUCAUAAUAGGGAUUUGAACCUCGAGCAAAGAAGCGUAUUCAAGAGAGUUGAUUAUGCAGUCAUUUACUUGUUCAUUCUAACAUGCUACUUCCCGGUGUAUUUACAUACUAUAAAGAACAAUUUCGCGGUUAUUUAUACCUUGGGAAUUUGGGGAAUCGGCCUUUGCUUGGUCUUUCAAUGUCUCAUAUACGAUUUUUGCGGGAUGCCAAAGUGGAUCAGAGUUAUAUCAUUCACUACCUUUGGCUUUGCAAACCAUUACCUAACUGUAGCUUUAUAUAAAUCGAGGGAAUUAUUAAUUUUAUGGGAUGUUUUAUUUUCAGCCUCCCUUUACUUACUAGGCGGUAUAUGCUACGGGUCAAAGUUCCCAAAUCUCAUCCCAAAAAUCUUCGAACAUCAUGAAUUCAUGCACUUACUGAUGAUUAUAGCAAAUUACUUUUCAAUGCGUGGCAAUUUAAGAGUCAUGUAA
Molecule: messenger RNA, 690 nt
Organism: Theileria parva strain Muguga
Lineage: Eukaryota; Apicomplexa; Aconoidasida; Piroplasmida; Theileriidae
Product: hemolysin-III related family protein
Exons: 3
Coding region: 1-690 (229 amino acids)
Cellular component (GO): membrane
Molecular function (GO): signaling receptor activity
Source: RefSeq, a predicted model, not a curated record